Molecule: messenger RNA, 930 nt
Organism: Naegleria lovaniensis
Lineage: Eukaryota; Heterolobosea; Eutetramitea; Acrasida; Naegleriidae
Exons: 2
Coding region: 1-930 (309 amino acids)
Source: RefSeq, a predicted model, not a curated record
AUGCCUCCCCGUUCCCUAGCUAGGGAAAAGUCAUCAUCAUCGAUGAAAGAAGAGGGAACUGCUUCCUCUUCCGAUAGCGCUGUUAUUAUUGAAAAGCAGCAAGAAUAUAUUGAACUGUUAGAACAGGAAUUGAAAUCAUUGAAACAACAUUUUGAUCGAACGAUGGAGAAAAUUUUCUCAAAUCCAGUGUUUGCUUCUUUAAGGAUGAAUGGUGGAUCGUCAUCAUCAUCCACAACAAGAGGAACAACAAACGAGAAAAAAAAGAGAACAAGGGAUAAAAGUCGUGAAGAGGAAUCGGAAGUAUCUGGAAGUGAUGAAAGUAGUGGAGAGGAGCAACAACAAGAAACUUCACUCCGAAAACCUAGGCAGAAAAAAUCCUCAUUGAUGGAUUUGGAGAGCGAUGAGGAAACCACAGUUGAUAAUAUUUUUCAAAUGGAUUUUUGGAAUCAACAAGUCUCGCGAAUGAUCAAGACGAAAAAAUCCAAAUUACCAAAGGUACCAACUCCUAAAGAAGGAUCUAAAUUUACGAUUGGCAUUGUGGAAGCCAAGAAAACUAAGAAAGCAGCUGUGAAAAAACCAUCUGAAACGGAGAAUGAGCAAGAGGAAAUGAUCGAAGCUCUUCCAUUACCAUAUUUCCAAGCACCUGUUACGGUCAGUGAGUCACUUGCAAAACUUUUAGGAGAUUCCAAACAGAGAAACUUCAAAAAAGAUGAGGUUUACAAAUUAGUGUGGCAGUAUAUGCACAAAAAUAAUAGAUUUGACGAACAACACCAUGUACUUUUAAAUGAUGACCUAAAACUGGCACUUCACAUUGAAGACUCUAAGAAAGCCCCACUAUCCAUUGAUGAUUUAAAUUACUUUGUGAUGAGGCAAAUUGUUAACGAUUCCAUCUCAAAAAAUACAAUAGCAUCUUUCCAAAUAAAAAAUUAA